AGAUUCCACCCAGAGUCACCCGCGUAAGUCUUACUAUAGACUAUUCAUAGUAAUACAAGUCUGUAGACUAACAUGGGAUCCCUUGUGGUAGAAUGCAAAAGGUCCUUUCAAUCAACCGAUUUACUGGAAUUGAGACUCGUUCCUCAAUCGGGACAUCAGACCAUCCCCUGGUGAACAAUGCUGCCCCGCCAUCUAUAGCGGACCUCCACGCAACGUUCAUGAGCGACGGCGUGCCGCUCGCAGUGGAGGCAGCGCGGAAAGCACUGGCAGAGGCGCGUCUUGAUGCUUCACAGAUCACACAUGUAGUGUCCACUACCUGUACUGACAGCGCAAACCCGGGCUUUGACCAUUAUGUCGCCAAGGAGCUACGGCUUGCGCCGAGUGUUGAGAAAGUGCUUCUUCAUGGUGUUGGCUGUGCGGGCGGGUUGACCGCGUUACGCACCGCGGCCAACCUCGCUCUGGGACACAGAUUCCGCGGCCGAGCCGCGCGUAUCUUGUGUGUAGCACUCGAAGUAAGCACGACAUUAGUACGUAGCGAGUUGGAAAGCAUAGACAAGACUCAGGAUACACGCAUUGGGGCUUGUCUCUUCUCAGACUGUGCGAGCGCUGUAAUCUUGAGUAACGGCGUGGGAGAGGCUACCGUAGAGCCCGUGUACGAGCUACUAGGCUGGGAUCAUAGGACUAUACCCGACACAGAGGGCGAUCUGGGUUUCGAUGUCGAUCCUGUGGGCUGGAAGGUCGUGCUCUCGCCGCGCGUGCCGAAGCUCACGGAGCAAGUUCUCGAGCCGGCCUUUGCAGACUUAAUAGCGGGUGUCGAGCAUCAACUACCCGAGGAAUAUCGGACGGCUCCGGAUUUCGACUGGGCGAUGCAUCCCGGCGGUCUCACAAUUCUGACGAACGCCGAGCGAACACUGAAGAUAUCGUCUGAGCAUAUGCGUGCGAGUUAUCAUCGGUACAUGGAACAUGGGAACUCGAGCUCCGCAACCAUUUUCAGCGUCAUGGAUCAUUUUCGAAGCAAAGAGAUGGAUUCCUUAGCACCGGGUGGAAAGGUUAAGGACUAUGUGGUUGGAUGCGCGUUUGGCCCUGGUAUUGCCGUCGAGCUGUGCAUGUUGAAGCGAAACAUGGGUGCCCGCGGUGUACAGACGCCGCCGGAGACAGACAGCGAGGCGAGUAGGAGUGAACGCGGCGACGAAGACGACAGGGACUGGGCGAGUCUCGACGGAGAGAAGCAGGCACACUCUACGCCAUCUGAUCUACCGAUAGAGCGGAAACAACACGAAAAUAGCCUUCCCACAGAUAGGGAAGGGUUUAUCACCGAGGCGUUAGCGAGUGUGGAGUUAGACUGAGUAGAAUGGCAUGAACCGGGUUUGCGUCAAGCUUUGCAUAGUAUGGCUAUGGUGUAUCAAUAGCGGAUGAUGGUUACAUAUAGAUGUCACGAUUAAUCAUAACUAGAAUCUAAAACCCAGCUCAUAUGUGAUGAUACGGCUUUACAGUCGGA
Xylaria bambusicola is the source of this 1498-nucleotide messenger RNA. RefSeq names its product thiolase-like protein. Bases 93 to 1346 code for a protein of 417 amino acids. Lineage: Eukaryota; Fungi; Ascomycota; Sordariomycetes; Xylariales; Xylariaceae. The transcript has a single exon. Gene Ontology annotation, molecular function: acyltransferase activity, transferring groups other than amino-acyl groups. The record is from RefSeq and is a predicted model, not a curated record. Gene Ontology annotation, biological process: polyketide biosynthetic process.